AUGGCUCUGCGGGAGGUCGCAGGCGGGUUGUGGGUGCGGUACGCGCCGCACGUGCUGAUGGUGCUGGCGCAGCUGUGCUACACGCUCAUGUACUUCAUCACCGAGGCCGCCUUCAACGAGGGGCUCAACCCCUACGUCUACAUCACCUACCGCCAUCUGCUCGUCGCCGUCCUCAUCUGGCCCUUCGCCUACUACCAGGAGAAGGGGUUGAGGCCUAAAAUGACGUUGAUGCUGUUCAUGGAGAUAUUUGUGCUCUCGCUUCUCGGGGUGAGCUUAACUCUGAACAUGUACUUCGCGAGCUUGAAGUACACGUCCCCGACGUUCGUCACCUCCGUGGUGAACACCAUUGCCUCAAUGACGUUCGUCAUCGCCAUCAUCCUCAGGAUGGAGAUCGUGGACGUGAAGAGCCUACGCGGGCUCGCCAAGAUCGCAGGGACUGUGGUGUCUUUCGCCGGGGUGACCACCAUGACUCUGUACAAAGGAGCAGCCAUCACGAGCCUCUGGAAGUCGCCUGUUCAUAUCCCCGGCAGCGACAGCGGCGGUGGCGUUGCCCAUGGGAGCUGGGUGAAAGGGUCAGUCCUCGCAGUGGCCAGCUGCAUAUGCUGGUCCAUCUGGUACAUCAUGCAGGCGUCGUCUCUGAAGAGGUACCCGGCCCAGCUCUCGCUGACGGCAUGGAUGUGCACGGUCGGGGGCAUCCAGUCCACUGUUUUCACGGUGUUCAUGCAGCACAAGCCGGAAGACUGGCGCAUCGGCUUCGGCCUCAAGUUCUGGUGCAUUGUCUACUCGGGCAUCGCCUGCAACGGCUUCACGGUGUUCGUGCAGCUGUGGUGCACCGAGAAGAAAGGCCCCGUCUUCGUCACCAUGUUCAACCCCCUCUCCACCAUCAUGGUCGCCAUCCUGGCCUACUUCAUCUUCGGCGAAAACCUAUACGUCGGCAGCAUCGUCGGAGGCGGGGUUGUGAUUGUGGGCCUCUACAUGCUGCUGUGGGGAAAGGAGAAAGACCAAGAGCACGGCAGCACGGGCGAAGAGCGGGAACAGCUCGAGAUGGACUGCGAGAAGCAGGCGAAGAAGGCCAGCGAUGUCUACGGAGCGCCCAAGACGACGAAGUGA
Molecule: messenger RNA, 1110 nt
Organism: Miscanthus lutarioriparius
Lineage: Eukaryota; Viridiplantae; Streptophyta; Magnoliopsida; Poales; Poaceae
Source: the annotation of a GenBank genome assembly